GCCAGCCCCAACUUGGACCUUCAUUUAUCAUAGACUAACCCCACCAUGGUUGCUCUUUUUGCCAAAAUCUUCGGAAGCAAAGCUGCAGAUCUUGCAAAAGCCAAAGCGGAGAUUGCAGAAAUCAUUCCAGUUGUGAAUGAAUCCGACGAUGAUACCUGCUCCAUGGAUUGUGGCGCUUGUACCACUUCCUUUCCCUCCUCCCUCAAGCUUUCGGACGAGGAUGACGGAAACACCGUGUUGUGGAGGUCGACCGCGAAUUACGAUUUGCACUGCGUGGUUCCUACCGGGAAGACCGAUUGGAUCAGAGAUGCCACCGAUGUGAGAGGGACCGUGAAGAAGCAGAUCGCCGAGUGGAGCAAAAGCAACACGGCCACAAAGUUGGUGGGUAAGGACGGCGAGCGCGGCUCUAUCAAGGUGUCGACUUCUUCCUUGCCUUUGGGUGAUGAAAUGGAUCCGGCCUAUAUUAACGGAACCAAGGCCGAUGUUUUGCUUUUGCCGUACUUUGUCUGGGUGCACGGGUUGACUGUGGAUAAAGUCGACUCUGUGUUGACAGAAGUUGUGGAUAUCUUGCAAAAGGCCCAAGAGGAUAAGUCGGGUGACGAUACUGCCGAGUUGGCUGGCGAAACUACUAAGUUAGCUAUCGGCGAGGCUGAGGAGACUACGACGCUGCUGGUUGGUGAAACUGAGGAGGCUACCAAGUUGCCGGUUGGCGAAGUCCAGGGCUUCGCAGUCAAGGCCUGUGGUUUCCAGUCUCACAUCUUCCUCUGCUCCCACCAGACAAGAGACAAGAGAUGCGGUAUCACCGCACCAAUCAUGAAGCGCGAGAUGGAAGACAUUCUCAGAGACAAGGACCUUUUGCGUGACUAUGGUGACGACAGAGCUGGUGGUGUCAAGGUCAGUUUCGUGAACCACGUAGGUGGCCACAAGUACACCGCCAACGUGAUGAUUUACAAGAAGAACGGUGACAUGAUCUGGCUCGCACGCUGCCAUCCAAAGAAUGUCCAGCUGAUCUUGGAGGAGAGUGUCCUAGGUAAGGGCCGAGUCUGGGCCGAGAAGGUGAGAUUGGUUCAGAAAACAAACCCAAUUGCAUGGUGAUCCGCCGUCAUUUUGCUCUUUAGUUUCAAUGAUAUACAUUAGAAUUAUCUUUAAUUGGGCGUAGUCGGGUGUACUGGAGAAACUUUAACCCUGCGAAUGUCAUCUAACGGGUCGGUUUACUCUUGACGGAUAUUACCAAUAUGCUCUCCAGAGUUUUCCAUAUUUCCUGAAACUUAUAUCUAGUUUUAUGAUAUAAACUCCCUCA
This is a messenger RNA of Babjeviella inositovora NRRL Y-12698, 1300 nucleotides long. RefSeq lists its product as uncharacterized. Bases 46 to 1095 code for a protein of 349 amino acids. The record is from RefSeq and is a predicted model, not a curated record. NCBI's taxonomy places the organism in Eukaryota, Fungi, Ascomycota, Pichiomycetes, Serinales. The transcript has a single exon.